UGGAGGCACUGGAGAUUUCUGAAACACUGGUUUUAAACUCAACAUUGACAUGGCUGAUUACUCAUGAAGAUUUCAGGGCAACAGAUAAUUUUGGGUGAGAUGGAACAAUGUUCUUUUAAGGAAGACAUCUCAUGUGUAGCAAGAAGAGGAUUAGCAUCUGCAUGAAUCAGAACAUAUUACUUCAAAGCUUACAAUAAUUCUGGAAAAUGAAGAGGAAAAGGGUCAUAAGGUCAGUGUUAAAAUUUCUGCUACUGGUAAUUGAAAUGUUUCCAUGUCUGGGCAAUCUGCAUUUCUGCAAUAUUUUCUCUACAUGUAUGAUGAACAGUAACUCUGAGAGACUAUGUCACUAUUAUUAUUAUUAUUAUUAUUAUUGUCGCGACGCUCGUUGCGAGCAGACGUGUUUUGUGUGAGCUCCCUCUGUGCGGUGCAGUGUGUGUUUGUGUAGUGAACUCUAGCGAACAGGCUACUAUGCCUGCGAGCAAAGAUAUUUGUGGCCUGUGUAGUAAGGGCUUCUACGGAAAGCAAAAGUUCAUCAAGUGUGUAGGGCCUUGUGCUGUUAGAUACCAUCUCAGCUGUGUCAAUAUCAGUGAAGCUGAGUAUAGUUGCCUUAUGGUGAAUGGGGAAUCAACCUACAAGUGCACGUCCUGCAUUAAGAAUCUUAGAUCCUUGAGACGUGAUGAUACUCCUGUGAAGACUCGGUCUGCUGCCACUGAGAUCUCUGAGGCUGUUUCGCCUUUGAAAAUUAUCUCUCCGGACAGGGUACUGGAAUUGCCUCCUAUUUUUGAGGAUGGCAAAUAUGAGGCGUCGAUGGUCCUAUUAGAGACGAUCCGCCUUAAUAGUCAGAGCGCGGUUGAUAUUUUAAAAACACUUUUAGACUUGGUGCACAAACUUAAUGAUGAUGUGACUCAUUUAAAACAUGAUAAUUCCUCCUUAAAAUUGGAAUUAAAAAAAUGUAAGGAGUUAAUGGUAAAUCCGCCUAUGAACGUAAAUUACGCUACUACAGGGUCAAUGUCCUCACAGCCUGUGUCCAGGUCUAUGCCUAGUGAAUGUACAGUGUCUACUGGUGCUUUUCCAGUGCUUGCUAAGUCAUCAGUUCCUGCUACUAGUAGUUCUGCUGAUGCUGUAGUUUUGUCCUAUAGGGAUGUCGCGUCAGCUGGCCUGCCUUCUAAACCAGAUGUGCCAACGGAUUCCGAGGGAUUUGUGCCUGUUGUCCGUAAAAAGAAACCUAUCGCAGUCUCUGUGAAUAAUACAAUCAAACCUAGACGUCAACCCCUUAUAGGGGUACGAAACUCUGCGUCCUUGCCUAUUGUUGUUAAAAAAGAAAGAACCAAAGCUCUCUUUGUUUCCAGAUUCUGUCCAGAGGUUUCAGCUGCUGACGUUGAAAAGUCUUUAAAGGAGCAAUUGAGCUUAAAGAAAUUGAUUUGCACCAGACUGAAAACUAAAUUUAAUACUUAUUCUUCUUAUCAUGUUUUAGUUCUUGAAGAUGAAUUUCCACUUAUCAAUAAUACUGGUGUUUGGCCUACAGGGUGCUUGAUUGCCCCCUUUUACGGUAAACUUAAACCUGAUCAGAUGUACUCCCCCAGUACCCCUGUUACUGGUGGCCGAUCAAACUAAAUCUGCAAACCUUGGAUGUCAGACGGCGUCAUAUUGAUGCUUUGUUUUUAAUAAAUGUUUUUAGAGGCACAACAUAUUGCUCCUCUGUCCUUGAUGCGGUCGGUUUGCGGGUUCCUUCUCGGAACAUUCGAAAUUUUUCUACAUUUAGCUGUUCUUUCAGUCGCUGUCCCACAGCUAGAUGUGUUGUUGCUGCAAAUUUUGUUUGCGAACUUGUAGACAUUUUUAGUAAAUCUAGUUUAAGUUUGAAUUGUUUAGUUUGAUAAUUUUUGUACUUUUGGUUGUUUUUUACUAUUUGCACUGUCUUUUUAACUUGUCACUGGCUUUUGAGCUAAGUAUGCAAUUAGUUUUUUGCUGUAAAUUGUUUUAAUUUUCCAAAUACUUAACGUUUUUGACCUGUUAUUAUCUAUGUGUGUAUUGUCUUGAUUUUUAUCAUUGUCUGUUGUUUGUUGUUUUAUAUUUUCCGUGCUGACUCUGUAAUUGGCCUCCGCUGUUGAGCUCGGCACGUAAA
Molecule: messenger RNA, 2122 nt
Organism: Cryptotermes secundus
Lineage: Eukaryota; Metazoa; Arthropoda; Insecta; Blattodea; Kalotermitidae
Exons: 2
Coding region: 469-1614 (381 amino acids)
Source: RefSeq, a predicted model, not a curated record